Molecule: messenger RNA, 6291 nt
Organism: Haliotis rubra (blacklip abalone)
Lineage: Eukaryota; Metazoa; Mollusca; Gastropoda; Lepetellida; Haliotidae
Product: neuronal acetylcholine receptor subunit beta-3-like
Exons: 11
Coding region: 1418-3082 (554 amino acids)
Biological process (GO): regulation of membrane potential; nervous system process; chemical synaptic transmission
Cellular component (GO): postsynaptic membrane; synapse; neuron projection
Molecular function (GO): transmembrane signaling receptor activity; acetylcholine-gated monoatomic cation-selective channel activity
Source: RefSeq, a predicted model, not a curated record
AAGUCUUCCGUGCUGGUGCUCCGUGCUGGCGGAGUUCGAUAUCUGGCGACAUGUUUUAACGUCUCUUUCUGACAAGAGCACCAAACAAUGUACGAGGCGUUACAUACUCCUGGCAUAGCGUCCUCGUUCUAAUCACUGUCGGAGAGCGUGGAGGUGUUCUUACACCGGUGAACACGGAGUUCUCCACCCUCACUGAACAUCCCGUCUGAGAGAUCGAUAUCGCCCGAUCAAAGACUUGAGUCCGUUACCCAGCAUCGUUCGACAUCCAGGCUACACGGUUAGACCCAUAAAGACAUCCAUCUCACCGCCGCUAAAUUAAUAUUUCAUGAACUGCAUCAAAGUGAUGGAUUGAUUAAAGAAUACGGUAACGCGAAAUAUAAGCCUCCUAGAAUAAUAGGGCAACCCUGAAUGAAUCCAUCCAACGAUAUUUGGACACGAGGAGUCCCUGGGGACAGUCGCCAUGCGGUAUGAGGUGUUACAGCCGCUUCGUCAAUACAGCUGACUACUUUACCCGAACCGGCAGCGACACCACCGCCCAUUCAGCGCCCAGGGAAGCUCUGUGAAAUCACCCAUUACAGCAAAAACUACAAUCAAACUUUUACUCUUUUUCCAUUGUGGACUGUGAGCUUAUUGGUUCGUUGGUAAGUAGGUUUGUCUUCAGAGGAAGAGUGCUAUUCAUAUGAACAGUUGUUACCUCUCGGCGUUCCUGGUCGUUUUUCUCUGGAACUGUCCCCGCAAGUCACGGGGUGCUCUGUGCCGUCACUGACCACUGUCUUGUAAACCAUAGGAUCGAAAGUGCGGGAAUAGGCCAGUGGAAACCUGUAUUUAUUCAGUAAAAGGUUCUAACGUUGGUCAAACACUGGAGGCAGCGUCGCCCGCCCGCCGCAUCACGUCCCCUCCGAGCAGUCUGACCCAGGACAAUCCACGACCACAAGGGACUUUCGAUUUCUCGGUGGGUAUAAGUGAUGGCAAUGAUAACCUCUCUCACUGAAUCCGCCGUGUACCAGCCGAGCAGCUCCGAGAGCGGAGACGACUGGACUCCCCUGCCCUCACGGAUGGCUGGAGGUUCCAGCUAUCUCGGAUGAGCUCUAUGUGCAUCGAUCCCUAUCGGAAGCUUGUGUAGUCGCCGGCGGGAGAUCGCGAAGACUGCUAUAAACACGCUUCUGUUUGCCAGCCAACUCGCAGUGGUGACAGACGAAGGCAGAGCAACCUGCUGCUGCAGCAGAGACCGUUGUGUGUCGCGUUGUCUGCCAGUUCCUGGAGUGUUCGGUGUAAAAAUACAGGAUACCGUAUCUACACACACGACAGUGAAGUCAGUGCCAUCCGCUUGAUGCAAGGGGAUACCUCUUUGAAUGUAACUAUUGGCUGCCGAACCAGUGCAUGUGUGUUCAGGUAGCCCGGUGUGGGUCUCCCGUCUAUGCAAUGCACGAAGAUGUUGGAAGUUUGGAAAAUUCCCCGUCGUUUUGUCUCCCUGCUGCCAACAGCCCAAGUAGUGUUGCUGUUGCUGUUGCUGUCAUCGCAGUCUCAGUCAGUGAGGCCCACAGAAGGAGAAAACGCCGUAGACGACCCUGCAGUUCCAUCCAGGGAGAGCGUAGAAGGCCAGCUACAGAACAGCAGUGGGGUGCCAGAUGAGAACAAUAUACAAGAACGUAGUGUACAGCCGCCGCCUCUCAAACUACCACCGAAGCAGGCGAUAUCGACUGAGAAAAUCCUCAUUAAAAAGUUAUUGGAGCGCUACGAACGUCAGGGACGAGUGGGUCGCCCUGUGAUACACACCAACGACAACCUCACGGUGUACUUUGGCCUUUCCCUGAUACAGAUUCUAGACGUAGACGAAACAAACCAAGUACUGAAAACAAAUAUAUGGUAUCACUAUAAAUGGACGGACGUCUUGUUAUCGUGGAACCGAACAGAGCACGAUGACAUCGAUAACGUCCGGGUUCCCUCAAAGAAGAUCUGGCUCCCUGACAUACUGCUGUACAACUUUGCUGACGACCGGCUCCAGGAACAGAGAGACGCGCUGGUUGUGGUGUAUGAUUCUGGCGAACUGUUGUGGAUGCCUCAAGCAAUUCUGCGGAGUUCCUGCCUAUUUGACACUUUGUAUUUCCCGUUUGACUCCCAACAAUGUAGCCUUAAGUUCGGUUCGUGGACGUACAAUGGGGCGAAACUGAACAUAGACUUUGUGGCGGAACACGACAUGGACGUGAGUGACUUCGUGCCCAGCAACGAGUGGGACAUCGUGGAGAACAAGGCUGUACGCAACGUGAAGUAUUACACCUGCUGCCCCGAGCCGUACCCGGACUUGACAUUCAGUCUCAAACUCAAACGGAAGGUAGCGUUCUACACGUUCAUCCUGGUCCUGCCCUGUGCCCUGCUCUCCCUCCUGACUCUCGUCAUCUUCUGGGUGCCGCCUGAAUCUCCGGCCAAGCUUCAGCUGGGAAUGAGUAUCUUUGUAGCCUUCUUCUUCCUGCUGUUGGUCUUAGCAGAGUCCACCCCACGUGCAGCUGCAUCAGUACCACUCAUAGGCGCCUAUUUUUGUCUGAGCAUGGUGUUGAUCACGGUGUCGACGGUCCUCGCCUGUAUCGUCGCUAACAUGUUCUUCAGGGGGGUCCGUAUCAACCGCGCUCCCAAGUGGCUUAGAUCUUGCACGAUAAGAGGUAUCGCCACGCUACUGUGUUUGCGGGAUAAGAUUAUUGAUCCAGAAGAAAAUAUGGAAACAAAGAAGGAAUCAUCAAAGUCCUACAAAGACACAAAGAACAAGUUCCCCGAAGCUGACUUUAAGUUCUCUAAAGUGCGACUGCUGGACAAUGGUAUAGACUAUCGGGUCACACCCCAAACUGAGGGUUCCGAUCUGGAUGCUUUUCUAGACCGAGGUGGCUUCCGGUCAGGCGCCAUUUUGGAGGAAGUGAGAGGAAUCCGGGACAUUUUGGAAAAAAACGAGGAGAAGAAACGUGCUCGGGAUGAGAGGGAGCGCUACAUCCGAGAGUGGCGUGUCAUAGCGUGUGUGACAGACCGCUUCUUCUUCCUCAUCUACGUCAUUAUCAACAUCGUCGGCAUCACCGUCAUCUUCAAAGGACAGUGACACUGCUCUGCACCCAGGACGGCAAUAUUCUCAGUUGUGUCUUAUCCUCGUCUGUCUGUGCGUUGCUGCGUCAGCAGCAGAACCAUCCGGCCUUGUACUUCAUGCUGUCUCCAACCAUGUUCAUCCCAAACAAUGGGACACUGCACUGUUAUCACAGAAGUCUCGUAAACGUUGACUGUGCAAUAUUCAUGGAACUAUAAACAUUGACACGUGCGGGGAUACUAAGCUGAAAUGUAAUCCCCAGCACUGCUUACAAAUGUUACAUUAUAGAUAGUGAUGGGUAUUUGAAGCUGAGUUUUUUGUGGAAGAGUACUCGAAGAACAUCACGAAUACUCAUUGUUGUACACAUUGAAGAUGAUAUAGGGCUGCUGCUGUAUAUAAGUAGCGGAUUGUCACGGACGCACGCUACUGGUCUUUGGACACGUUCAUGCACACACUGUAAAACAAACAAUGAUAUAACAAUGAUAUAUGUACCCUGUAUAUAUGUGUGUGGGCUUAAUACGUCCGUAAUAAAACGCGUGUGUGUGCGAGAGGGAAGGAGAGAGUGUGUAUUUGUGUGUGGAAGGGAAGGGCGGAGAUAGGGAGGAAAAUGUGGGUGUGGUUUGGAGGAAGUAUGUGUGUGAGUGAUAGAAAAAAAAGAUAAAGACAGUUUGGGACUAAACCUGUGUGAAAGUGUGUGUUAUGUUGUUUUUGUUUUGCCUUUAUAUGUGUGUGUGUGUGCGAACGCGUGUGUGUGUUUUAGUUUUCACGUGUGUAUUGUUCGCUAGCCUACAUCACGUCAAUGUGUGUCAACCUACAUGAUAUUACCUAGCUUACAUCAUGUUCACUGCAUGCAAGCCACAUGAUAUCUGUGGCUGUGCUGGCUAACACUGUGGACACUGUGAACUAGCUAGCGUGUCGCACACUGUGUGCAUUACAGACUGAUUAACAAGGAAUUCCAAGUUACGUUUUACCACUCAAGUUCAACACGGGUUGUUUAUAGAUAUACUGUACAUCGAAGAACUGGUACCCACAAGCUUUAUAUACAUGUUGUGGCGUAGUGGUUUGCACUAAUGUUGUUCAUGUCACCGUUGGCGUUGUCCGGUUGGGAGCUUACAGCAGCAUUGACAGUUUAUAGGGCUGACUGACGUAGUGCAUGGGUGGAGUGGAGGGACGCAAGAUAGACUGGUACCAGGACGACGCUGCUCCAGCAGAGAGGGUGUCAGGACGUACUCGACAAGCACAUGGAAGCAUUCUGUACUGGCAUUCUGUACUAGCAUAGGGGUGUGAGGACAUGUUGUACUAGCAUAGGGGGUGUCAGGACAUUCUGUACUGGCAUAUGGGGUGUCAGGACAUUCUGUACUGUGUGGUACAGGGUGGAUGGUGCUACAGACGGACUAGUGACGCUGUGUGGUACAGGGUGGUUGGUAGUACAGACGGACUAGUGACGCUGUGUGGUACAGGGUGGUUGGUGGUACACACGGACUAGUGACGUUGUGUGGUACAGUGGUUUGGUGGUACACACGGACUAGUGACGCUGUGUGGUACAGGGGUUUGGUGGCACACACGGACUAGUGACCCUGUGUGGUACAUUGGUUUGGUGGUACAGACGAGCCAGUGACGCUGUGUGGUACGGUGGUUUGGUGGUACAGACGAGCCAGUGACGCUGUGUGGUACAGAGGUUUGGUGGUACAGACGAGCCAGUGACGCUGUGUGGUUUAGGAUGUGUGUUUUAGUAAAGACAUACAUUCGUCAUAGUGAGACUCCACAGACAGUCAAUGAAGCUCAGAAGGACAACGCCAUCUAAUAGAAAGGCUAGAUUGUACACAGGAGUUUGACGGGAUGGAAUGUGAGGCGACUGUGAGAAUAUAGGAAAUACGGAGGGGAGAGUGACAGUUCUGACUGAAAGUAAACUAAGGUUAGGACGAAAUAUAGAUACUGGGAAACGAGCUGCGAUCAUCAUGAUACAGAAAGCAGGCAUGAAUCGAAGUACAGGCGUGCAUGAAUGCAUUAGCAACGAAGGACAUUUGAAUGACAAUGUAUUACUAUUUAGAAUCGUUUUAAGCCUUGUGCAUCUAAAGCAUUGGACGUGUGUGACAUAUGCAAAUAUAUGUUGAUGUAAUGCUAUCAAACGUGACUAUAUGCAAACACUGAGAAUGGUAGUGCUUUACUACCAUUAACCCUUGCCCCGUCUUCGUCUAGAAUGAGUGAGUGAUUUGUUAAAGGACGCCGCUUUGAACAGUACUGAAGUUGCAUCUCGGCGAGUUUCAGUUAGUGGGGAACCAGAAUGGCAGACACGACGGGUACAAACUGGUGGAAUCCAAAAGCAAAAGGGCCAUGAUCAUAAGCGGGCGAAUCCUAAAUUCAGAUCCCCGAACCGCGGAUCCUGGCAGCUAGGGUACGCAACUCCACGCAGGUCGUUUCUAGUUGUUGACCACUGGUUCCUCAACGCCACUCCAUGUCUAGUCCUUCCUCGUACGGAUAACACUCUAUUUUAGUACCGAGAUCCUUAAAUGUACGGUAGUCGUCACUGCAUCCUAUUUUUGUAUUAACUGUCUUGUAGAACUAAUUGCAUUGUUCCCCUAUAGCUCAUCUUGUACUGCACCAGAUGUUUGAUGACUUCCUCAUCGUAAGUGAUUUGUCCGUAUAGCCUGCAUUGUAGACAAAGCAAAGGCAUGUGUUCGUUUCAAUCGAUGUCAUUAUUAGAGCUGUUUCGACUUCAUUUGCCUGAUGUAAUGAGUGUUUCAAUGUAGAAGUGGAGUGUUUUCUCUGCACCCCCUCCCCUUGACGGCAGGCCUGACUUAGGGCGAUAGGUCAUUUGGUGUUAGGGUCGGGGCACUAUGGGUCGGCAGGAUAACUAAUGACUCUCGCUUCCCGACCUCUCGGCGGCACAUAGGUAUUAUACCACAUGACUUAUGGCACGAGUUCAGCAGAGACUACGCCUAGCCGAGGAAGGCGGUUGCUUUUAUCUUCAGCUAAUCGUAAUUGGUUGUUUUUGUGAAGCACUGUAUGUUGCUUGUACCGCCCCGUAGCCUGUCCGGGCUGACAGCAAUAGCCGGCUGAGCUCUAGGUUGUCGAUGUCUCGUAUAUAUCACUCUGUAAUAGUACACUGUUCGAGCUGCACCUCGUCAUCUGCAUCACGUUCACUGUGACCUUGUAACGACCAGUCGCUCUAUGUAAUAUGCAGGCCAGUUCCAACGAUUCUUAUAUCAAUAAAUAUGUAAAGCUAC